AUGUCACUCAAAUACCAAAGUUUAUCGGAAGCUUUUCAACAUCAAGUAUCAACUAGGCCAAAAGGCAAUGCUCUUCUGAUCCCCAACGGUACAAAAUAUGAUGAAAUUAAUUUUCAAGACUUCGAUAUUAUUAUCAAUAAAUACGCUAAUUAUUGGAAUAAACUAUUGGUGAAUGAAAAUUUGAAUAAAAAUAGCGUGAUUGGCUAUUUGGCACAUAGUGGUUCAGAAUAUUUGUUUAACACUAUGGCCUUAUGGAAACUAGGUUUUCAAAUCUUAUUCCUUAGUCCUCGAAAUUCUGGGCCUGCUUUGAUUCAUUUACUUCAAGAAACUAAAUCGCGUAUUCUUAUUUACGAUCCUCAACUUUCAAAAAUUUCGGAGGAUGUGCAAAAUGAAAUCAAUUCUCAACGUCCACAAUCAUUUAACAUUUUUCAACUUCCUAAUAAUUUAAAAGAUGAAAAAAUUGAUCAUUUUUCCCCUGUCCUGAAAUUAGAUGAAAAUCCUUAUGAACAAGUAAUUGCUAUUUUUCAUAGUUCCGGUUCAACCUCAUUUCCUAAAUUAGUUCCUCUCUCCAAUCGUUAUUUAUUAAAUGCAGUCGGAUCAAAUGAUACUCAUGAGAUUAUUUUAUCAACCGCUCCAUUAUUUCAUAUUUAUGGAUUCGCUCUUGUAUUAAAAUAUAUUUUAAGUCCUGGUUCGAUAUACGCAUUUCCAAUUGUUGCAGGUUCAAUCCCUUUAGCUAAUGAAGUUUUAUAUAGUUUAAAACAAUCUAAAGCUAAAAUUCUUUACACUUUACCUGCUACCAUUGAACAAAUUUAUAAAAAUUAUCCGGAUGAAAUUAAAACAUUAUUAAAUUUAAAAGCCAUAAAUUAUGGUGGUGCUGCAUUGUUACCUCAAGUAGGCGAACAACUUGUUCAGUCUGGCGUCAAAAUUCGAAAUUCUUAUGAAUUAGUUUUAAAAAAAAGUUCUUCAAUUCUCGCAAAUAUUGAAGGAAAUACUGAUAAUGGUGAUUAUAGAUUAGGUGACCUUUUUAUUGAAGCUAAAAAAG
Messenger RNA from Racocetra fulgida, 1042 nucleotides. Lineage: Eukaryota; Fungi; Glomeromycota; Glomeromycetes; Diversisporales; Gigasporaceae. The record is from the annotation of a GenBank genome assembly.